Nilaparvata lugens (brown planthopper) is the source of this 3930-nucleotide messenger RNA. It is a transcript of the gene PolI, whose product is annotated as DNA polymerase iota. The transcript has a single exon. The record is from RefSeq and is a predicted model, not a curated record. Gene Ontology annotation, molecular function: DNA-directed DNA polymerase activity; damaged DNA binding. Gene Ontology annotation, biological process: translesion synthesis. Lineage: Eukaryota; Metazoa; Arthropoda; Insecta; Hemiptera; Delphacidae. Bases 893 to 2596 code for a protein of 567 amino acids.
UACCUAUCUGUAGUGUUUUUUCCUUUUUUGUAAUUUUAAAGAUAUUGCUUUCAGAUCUAUUUUUAUCUAUAUUUCUUGUAUUGAUUUAUAUAAUUUACAAAACAUCAAGAUUCACACAUGAAUGUAAACUUGUGUAGCUGUAGGUUAUGUUAGCAUUGUUCAUCCAACACGUUAUAACUACAAAAUAUAUUUAAAGAUUUGUACACUUGAUCCUAUUCAUUUUUCUGCAUUUUAAAAACUAUUUAUUUUAAUGGUAAAUUGUCUCAGGGGCGUGAUAAGUUGAAAUGACUUUCAGCACAUGGAAUUUUUAGGGUAUAUUUGGUUUUGGAUGUUGAAGUUUGCCCGGAAAGGUUAAGGAUUAUAGUUGUCCGCGCUAAAUUUGAAUUUGGUGUUGUGUUUGUGCGCCCUAAAGGUUGGGUCUAAUCUUAUUUUUUUUUCAAGAUAAUCACCUAAUUUUAGUAGAACCGCGCUAAUAUUUCAUACUUGUUAUCGUUGUCGAAGACUGGGGAUUCCAGAUCCAGAUAAAAACAGUGGCACGAACAAAGUUAGUUGGUUGCUUAAUCCGACAUGACGGGUGAAUCCAUACCGACAGGUGAAUGUGCGGAUUGCCGGUAUUAGCUUGUAAACUGAUUAGAGAUGUCCCACGGUAGUUAACUGGCAAGAGUACAACAAAGAAAGAAAUAUUCAUACUCUUGUCAUAUUUUUCAAAAUUUAAUUGAAGGUUUCUUUCAUAUUUUUCAAAUUGAAGGUUUUCCCUCAAAUUUGGCUAGUUACCUGUCCUUGAAGUGGGAAUUGGUGGUUGGCUUUAUGAUAACAAAGGCAAAAACAUUUUAAAAUGUUGUCAAUUGUGCAACAGUUACUUUAGUUAGUGAUAGCAGUUUCCUAUUGCAGGAUGGAGGAAGAUUUCGAAUCAUUUGAUGCGUCCAAUUUGGAUUCGGAGCACUCUAGAGUGGUAGUACAUCUGGAUGUUGAUUGCUUCUAUGCGCAGGUUGAAAUGCUCAAAAACCCCCUCCUCACGACCAAACCUCUGGGCAUUAAACAAAAGAAUUACGUCAUCACAAGUAACUACAUUGCUAGGGAGUUUGGUGUGAAAAAGUGUAUGACUAUAACCGAAGCUAAGAAAGUGUGUCCAGAAUUGAUUCUAGUUAAUGGUGAAGACUUGACCCCAUACAAACAUAUUUCUUCCUUGAUUUCUGGUAUUUUGAAAACGUUUAGCCCCGUUGUUGAAAGGUCUGGAAUAGAUGAGGCGCAUGUCGAUGUCACCAAGUUGUGUUUGCAACGUUUGGAAUCUUUGAAUGGAAAAACAGUUGAACUGGUUGGCAAUUGUUUCGGAGAAGGUGUUGUUCAAAACUGCAAUUGUGGUUGUAUCGAUAGGUUGAAGAUGGGUUCAGUUAUUGCAAAAGAGAUGAGGGAUAAAGUGAAGAAUGAUUUGGGCCUCACAUGUUGCGCUGGAGUCGCUCACAACAAAUUGCUUGCCAAGUUGGCGUGUCGUGUUCACAAACCCAAUCAGCAGACCACCGUUUUCCCUUCGAGAUCAUUACAGUUGAUGCUCACUCAGAAAGAAUUGAAAUCGAUCCCAGGAAUAGGUCAUAAACUUGUGGAAACGUUGAACAGUAUUGGUGUUUCCUCUAUAGAAGACCUGCAAAGUUGUGAGUCAGGGUUGUUAGAGAAACAUUUCCCCAAACAUACAGCUUCUUGGUUGAAGGAUUCUAGUUUUGGAGUUGAUAAUUCCGAGGUGAAAGUCAGCGGUAAGCCUCAAAGUAUCAGUGUUGAGGAUGCGUUUAUAAAGUCGGUCACCAAUAUGGGUGUUGUACGCCAGAAGUAUACAAACUUGAUUAAAAAAUUGUUGAUUCAAGUAGAUGAGGAUGGAAGAAUACCGAAAACAAUUAAAGUAACGGUCAGAACUUAUAAUAAUGAAUUAAAAACUAAUAAUAGCCGGGAGUCGCGGCAACAACCGUCUGAUAAAUCCUGGUUUACUAGUUUGAAAAAUAAACCGGAUCGAGUGGAUAAGAUAUUGGAAACUGUAAUGAAGCUAUUUUCAAAAAUGGUGCCCAUGGAAAACUUUUUAUUAACGUUGGUGGGUGUAGGUUUUACAAAUUUCGGCGAUUCUAAUAAAUCAGUAUUGACAUUUUUCCACAAUCAGACUUCAAGUAGUGUCGAAUCUGAAAUAAGUGAAUGUUCGACUUCUGUUGAUACAAUUUCCAGUGACAGCCAAUCUCGUAAACGCUCUUUCCCGGAAACAAAAGAUUCAGAUCCUUCGUGUAGUAGUUCCAUAUCCGAAUCGAAUGUUGAAAACUUCUUGCAAUCAAAUGUAGGAGUAAAUGAACCUACUGACAGUGAUGUGAUACCUAGAUGCCCCGCUGUUGAUUUAUCAGUCUGGUGUGAAUUGCCUCUGGACAUUCGAAGAGAGAUAGUUUCAUCUUGUGCUUCACAUGAACAAUGCAAUCGUUUCAAUUUUAAACUCACUGAUACUCCUAAAAUACCUGUAUCAUUCAAAAAUUCUGAAACUCCGAAAGUACCUGUGCCAUUCAAAAAGUCUAAGAAAGAUUCCAAAUCUGUCAAACAGAAUUCUAUAAAAAAAUAUUUUUCCAAGUGAUAGUGAUAUUUUUGAGACUGGAACAUAAUAAGGUAUGAUCAUAGAUUUAAGCCCAGAUUAGCCUAGCCUAUUAUUAUCCUGUUUAUUUAGUCUGUAGUGUGAUCUGUUUGAUAUUUUUACACAUUUCCCCUGAAACAAUCUAUUGUUCUCAAUAUUCACCUUUUUUAAUCUAGUGACAAUUUAUUUUUCCAAAACCCUUCAAUUUCUACAUUUAAACAUUCUAAUACCAACAGUUGAAGUACAAUGUUGUUAAAUUUGUUAUUUUUUUAAUUUGAACAUUUGAAAAUUAUACUUUACCCCACUCAAUUAAGCCGGCUAUGUCAACGUGUGAGUGUUGUCAUGGUGUGCUAAAGGUGGGAACAUUAAUCAUACAAGUGUGUGUAUGGCUUUCAACUCUCGUGUUUGUAAGCCAAAGGGUUUAUCUUGUACAAUGUUUCUUCAUAGUUUUAUUAUUUUUAAUCAAAAAUUUCAUUUAUUAAAAAUUGCUCCAUUUAAAGGUGCGUACAAAUUUACGCGCCGCGAACACGACCAAUUCACUUUCCAUCAGCUGAUUAUAUCUGUAAUUGUACAGAAACGAUAAGAUACAGAUAGAAAAAGCUUGGCAUCAGCAGAUUAAAAAUGAAUUGCUCGUGUUCGCGGCGCGUAAAUCUGUACGCACCUUUAUAAUAACUCACGGCAAUCAAUCGAACACAUAUGAACUUGACUGACUACAUCGCUAUUUCAUUUAUUAAGAUCUGUGGUAAGCUGAAUUUUCAUGAAUGUUAAUUGAUCAAUUAAUAACAGACUGUUUGUUAGAUUUGCUUGAAACAAUAAUAUUUUACCCCAUUUAAUUAAGCCGGCCAGGUCAAUGUCUGAGUGUUGUCAUGGUGUGCUAAGGAUGGGAACAUUAAUUAUACGAGUGUGUGUAUGGUUUCAAACUUUAUGUUUGUCAUCCAAAGGGUUAUCUCGUACAAUCGUCGAUUAUUUUUUAUUUUUUUGAAAUGAUAUGAGUAGUUUUAUUGUCUGAAUUUUUUAAUAAAUAGCAUACUUCUUUGAGGAUAUUUAUUCAAUUUAAAAUACGGUACAUUAUAUGAAAGAAAAAUUAUACAUCUCAAAGAGUUUUUCAACUCAACGCCAAAACAAACCUCAUUUACUUAUGAUAGUGCUAUUGAUAAGGAUUGAUAACUUGAAAGUUGCAUACAAAAAUGCACAAUAAGAGAUUGAAGUUCAUUUUUUUAUCAUGUCCGAUAAAUGUUAUAUUUUCCUGGAUUGGUAAUUGAUACCUUGAAUCUUUUGUGAUUGAACUCUACCGAAUUUUCUAUAAAAAGGGGAAAAUAGAAUUCAAUUGAACGUAA